AUGUACUACAACAUUACUACAGCCUGGAAACAGGAAGGACUACUACAACCCGGUUGGGCAGAAAAAGAAGGAGGAAGAAAUAACCUGAAAUGCAACGGAUCAAAUAAUUCGAUGGAUAACCUGAAAGACAAAUGGCGUCGUGCUGAGGAACACGUGAGCAAAGCCAACGAAGACGAGACACAAUUCGCCUUACUCCAGCAAUUUAGCGAUCACUGGGAGAACAUCGAAGCAGAUAACGCGAUGAUAAAGGGAAAAACGCUACUGGGGUUCGAACUGAAACACUCACAAAACAUAACAACACUCACCUUUGGGGGAUACUCCCACACGGAGGAAUCAUACAGAGUCAAAGUCGUGCUCCAAAGUAAGACAAACGGUAGACCGAUAAGUCUCAAACUAUGGACACGACAGUUCAUAACCACCAUUCCUUCUAAUUCAGGGUCGGAAAACGACCCAUCUAGGGAACACAACGAAAUCGACGUCCUUAUAGGAAUGGAUCACUACUGGGAUGUAGUCGAAAUCAACUCAAAUCGCCUACUUCCUUCUGGACUAGUCCAAUCAAACACCAAACUUGGUCCAGUCCUAUCAGGACCUCAAGCAUUAUUACAAUCUAAUACACUCUCUAAUACAGCGCCGGCAUCGUUACAGGCAGAACCCGAUAAUGAAACGGACAGAAUAAGUCCGUCAUCUACUGGGCCUCGAAAUGCUCGCCACCAAAAGACGACAAAGAUGCAACCGACGCCGAAAUAA
Molecule: messenger RNA, 747 nt
Organism: Cooperia oncophora
Lineage: Eukaryota; Metazoa; Nematoda; Chromadorea; Rhabditida; Trichostrongylidae
Source: the annotation of a GenBank genome assembly